AAAAUACUCUCUAUUUACAUAGACCUACCAUUGCUUAGAAGAAAUCCAUGGGAAAAACCUCAGAAAUGCAGCAGCAAGAGCUCGAUAUCUCUUGGCCUCGCAUAUUCUUAAUUGCUUUGUUUACAAUUCUCAGAGCAACCCAAAAUGCGUAUACGUGCACGGAGUCCGAAUGCGGCAAUCAUGGCAAGGCUAUCCAUUUCCCGUUUCACCGCAGACAUCACUGUGGUCGGCCAACUGAUUGCCAUGCGAAUGAGGGUGACGGCGGACAGGAGCACCGAGUGGUAGUGAUGAAAUUCUUGGUGAAACGCAUAGAUUACAAAAAUCAGGAAGUCCAAGUCCAUAAACCGUAUAAUUGCCUGCUACUAAAGCCUUUAGAAGUUGACAACAUCAACAUGCCAUUGACAGCCUCUCAAUUCUACUUCCUCCCCUUUUUUACCAGAAACUAUACCUUAUUCCACUGUCCUGUUGAAAGAGAAUUAGACACACCAGUUCCCUGCAUAGGUGGCCCUGGCUACAGAGUGUAUGCCCUUUCAUCUGACUAUUUUCUUUGGGACUCGCUGGCCCUCGAGUCCUGUACAAAGAUGUACGAUGUUUUGUCGGUUCCAAGUGCGGGCGCGAAUGGUGAUCCUCUUUUCAAAUGGGAUAAACCAAAUUGUGCAGAAUGUGAAGCGGAAGGCAACAGUUGUAGAAUUGUACGCCGCCGGGUACGCAGAAAUUGAAUGCGUUUACUUGAAGAAAGCCAGUGCAACAAGAAAAUUAGUGGCAACAUGUGCAUCCCUGGGAUCAUUUGCUGUAUUAGUACUGGUUGUUGCAGCCUAUCGUGUCUAUAGUUCUAAUCGAAAAGAAAAGGAGAGCCAAUUAAAGAUUGACAAGUUUUUAGAAGAUUACAAAGCUCACAAACCAAGCAGGUAUUCCUACGCGGACAUUAAGAGGAUCACAAACCAAUUCCAGGACAAGUUAGGCCAAGGAGCCUAUGGAACUGUUUUCAAAGGAAAGCUUUCUUCUGAAUGCUUUGUCGCUGUAAAAGUUCUCAAUAGUUCCAACAGAAACGGGGAAGAUUUCAUAAAGGAAGUUGGAAUGAUGGGACGUAUCCACCAUGUCAACGUGGUUCGUUUGGUUAGUUUCUGUGCUGAUCGAUUUAACGGAGCUCUCGUUUAUGAGUUCUUCGCCAAUGGUUCACUGCACUAUUUCAUUUCAUCGGCAGACAAUAACAAUCGUUUUCUUGGUUGGGACAAGUUGCAAGAUAUUGCUCUUGCUGUAGCCAAGGGAAUUUAUUAUCUUCAUCAGGAAUGUGAUCAACGAAUCCUCCAUUUCGACAUCAAGCCUCAUAAUGUUUUAUUAGACGACAAUUUCACUCCAAAAAUUUCUGAUUUUGGUUUGGCCAAGUUGUGUUCUAAGGAUCAAAGCAUAGUGUCCAUGACUAUAGCUAGAGGGACUAUGGGCUACAUUGCACCUGAAGUGUUCUCCAGGAACUUCGGAAAUGUGUCCUAUAAGUCGGACGUCUAUAGUUUUGGAAUGCUGCUGCUUGAGAUGGUAGGGGGAAGGAAGAAUAUUGAUCCAACCUCAGCAAUCCCAACUGAAAUUUACUAUCCAGAAUGGAUCUAUAAUCUUCUAGAAGAAGGAGAGGACCUAAGAAUCCAUCUCGGGGAGGAUGGAGAUGGUAAAACUCCAAAGAAACUCGCAAUUGUAGGGCUCUGGUGCAUCCAGUGGCAGCCAGCGGGUCGUCCUUCCAUGAAAGAAGUUGUUCAAAUGCUGGAAGGAGGAGAAAUCUUAACCAUGCCUCCCAAUCCUUUUGCAUCUACAGGUCCUGCACGAACAAAUGCAACUACACCUGCAAGAAAUCUAAAAAUUCAGUUAGAAGCUAUUGCUGAAUUAGAGUAACAUAUCUAAUUAGAUAUAUAGACAGAUAUGUGCGCGCACACUUAUGUAUGUAAAUAAGAACUCAUGAGAAGUGUACCCAUUGUACCUAAGUACCAUCAUGUACUCGAUAGCUUGAGGUGUUUGUAUGACUACGUCAGUACAGUCCAGGUACGUUGGAAUGGGUUGGAUUGCUUGGUUUUUUCACUUGAAA
Malus domestica (apple) is the source of this 2071-nucleotide messenger RNA. Lineage: Eukaryota; Viridiplantae; Streptophyta; Magnoliopsida; Rosales; Rosaceae. The record is from RefSeq and is a predicted model, not a curated record.